Molecule: messenger RNA, 485 nt
Organism: Gongylonema pulchrum
Lineage: Eukaryota; Metazoa; Nematoda; Chromadorea; Rhabditida; Gongylonematidae
Source: the annotation of a GenBank genome assembly
AUGUGCCAGCUGAAGGGACGCGCUGGUGGAACAGGCAGGCGCAGUGCAGCCAAACGUUAUUCUGUUUUAAAAUUCAAUGGUUCUCUGAAGAUUGAUACGGGUAAAUGGGCAAGCUCGGAAUGCUCUGUACGAAUGACGCGUGAAGAUAAUAGGGAGCAAGCAGCUGCCGGCGAAAUUCGACAGGAGUAUGGAGAGGGUUCCGAAUACGGAAAGGCAUUAAGAGAGGAAGCGCGUCGAAAGAAAUAUGGCCGGCAAUUGCAGGUUUAUCAGCAUGACAAUCAGCCAUGGCUGCUAAGUGGUAAGGAACGAAAAUUUCGCAGCAUUCGAGAAGGUGGUGCAGGUGAGCAUGCUGAUUAUUGGGUGUUCUCAAAAGCGGGUGAAGAAUUUCACGCAUACAAGGUGGAUGAAUGGUACCAAUUCUUGCCAUUCCUAAGGCAUCGAACUCUGGAUAUUGAUCAGGCUGAGGAACGAUUUCGCGAGUAAGG